Messenger RNA from Etheostoma cragini (Arkansas darter), 3022 nucleotides. RefSeq lists its product as uncharacterized. Bases 597 to 2543 code for a protein of 648 amino acids. Gene Ontology annotation, molecular function: protein binding; cytoskeletal adaptor activity. Lineage: Eukaryota; Metazoa; Chordata; Actinopteri; Perciformes; Percidae. Gene Ontology annotation, cellular component: nucleoplasm; cytosol. The record is from RefSeq and is a predicted model, not a curated record. Gene Ontology annotation, biological process: positive regulation of actin filament polymerization; actin crosslink formation; plasma membrane organization. The transcript is spliced from 15 exons.
CAUUAUUCUCCUCCUGCUCCUAUUCAGACGAGGUCCCGUUGGCUCAUUGUUAUUCUGCCCGAGUGACAGAGAGGGACAGAGAGGGACAGAGAGGGAGGCUGACUGUGGUUUCCAACGGCAGGGAGCGGGUUGUACUGGGCGGGGGGUUUUGUCGGUGCUUUUUUCGGCCGGUUUUUGAGGGCGUGAAGGCAUGUUGAUAAUCGGCUCAGUAAUGAGGAGAGGUACUGAACGGCACCAAAUAUCUGACCCCGAUUCCUGAGAGUAGAGAGAGGUAGACAGUGUGUGAGAGAGAGGAGGAAAAAGGGGAGAGGGCCAUGUGAAAAAGGGGUGGAGGGGAGUUGAGAUUUAGUGCUCUGCUGGAUGAAACAACCCCCCACUAACUUACCGAGAGGGAAAGUAGCCUAAUAGGAAGAAAGGAGGGGGUGUUGUAGGCCACUGAUCAUUUAACACUCAAAGACACGCAGGAAGCCAUGAUCGUUUCCCACAAUGAGAUCAGAAAAGGGGGUUGCUGUCUACUGUAAUGCUUAGGGCCCUAAACAACAGAACUUAGCAACACUAAACGUACAUGGUGGCAGCCCGUAACCGAGAGAAGAAAAAUGUCUCGAACAGAAGAGGUUAACAAGAUGACAGAAAAUGUCUAUAAGGGGAUUCUGGACCAGUUCAACCCCAGUCUGAAGAACUUUGUGACCAUGGGGAAACACUAUGAGAAAGCCCUGACAGGAGUAACUGUGGCUGCCAAAGGGUACUUUGAUGCUCUGGUGAAACUUGGAGAGCUGGCGAGUGACAGCCAAGGCUCUAAAGAGCUGGGAGACACACUGUUUCAGAUGGCCGAGGUCCACAGACAGAUUCAGGUGCAGCUGGAAGACGUGUUAAAGCUGUUUCACUCUGAGCUGCUCGCCCAGUUGGAGCAGAAGCUGGAACUGGAUAUUAAAUAUCUCACAGCCACCCUGAAGAAGUAUCAGAGUGAGCGGAGGUCUAAAUCUGAGUCGAUCGAGCGCUGCCAGUCCCAGCUGAAGAAACUCCGCAGGAAGAGCCAAGGCAGUCGUCACCCGAACAAAUAUGGAGACAGAGAGAUGCAGUUUGUGGAGUUGAUGAGUCGUCGGCAGGGCGAGCUGGACACGCUGGUUGCCUCGGGUUACAAGUCUGCGCUCACCGAGGAAAGGAGACGAUAUUGCUUCCUGGUGGACAGACAGUGUUGUGUCACCAAACUGCUCAUUAACUACCACUCCAAGGUAAGAGAGCUUCUGUCACAGAAACUUUCAUCUUGGCAGCAGUCAUGUUCUCAGCCCACAAAACUCCCGGAGCGUGCUUUGAAUCUGCUGCGUCACACUGCACCUCAAGGCUCAGGCGCUGCUGGGAUAGCUGAGGUCUUCCGCCACGCCAAGAUUGACUCUGCUCAGCCAGAACAGAGGCUGUCUGUUCAAGAAGUCCCACCCCUGUUGAAUGGAGACUCCAGUCGCUCCCAGCUGCAGCGCUCGCUCCCCUCCUCCUCCCAGAGUGAAGCCUGUCCUCCUCAGGCCUCCCCCCAGACCUUCCGCUCUCUCCCCAGUGGAGGACCUGCUGGAGCCUCAUCACGAGGAGCGUCUCCUCAGCACACCAGUACCCCCCUCAGUGCAUCAGCCAGCCCCCUCCCCGACAGCAGUGCCAGCAGCAGUGCUAGCCCUGCUCUAUCCACUCCCACCACGCCCGGUAGCUUUGCCCAACAAAGCUCUCUCCUCCUGGCUGCAAACACAUCCAACCUCUCCCCGAGCCUCAUCCCCUCAACAGUGAUGUCACUCAGCCAGAGCUCCACGGCCGGCGGAUCCUUGCAUGGCAUGACCCUCCCCAUCACCCACAGUGCUCCUCACAGUCCGCCACUGCCCCACAGUGCUCCUCUUUCCAGGGCCAUGACUCCCGUGCAGUUACUGCACCAACAGGUGGGACCAGGAGGAAGCAACACCUCAUCACCGUCACAUAAUCCCUGGCUGCUGAAGACCACUGACAUGUGUGCAACAGCAACACUCCCACUGCCGAGGAGACCUGUCAGUGAAAUGAAGCUGGGUGGCUUUCAGGGCUCCACUCUCCCCAGGAUGCUGCCCUUAUCUGGACCUACCCGUGUGGAAGCCAUGUUUGCUCACACUCCUGGAACACCGGAGGGUGGUGGCAUAGGGGGCGGGGCUUGCUUACUGCACUUCCUGCCUGGUGACAACAUCACCCUGCUCAUCUCUGAGCCUAGAGACGGGUGGCACUACGGUCAAAAUGAACGAACUGGACGGAAAGGCUGGUUCCCUUUCUCCUACACUCAGUCUUACCCCAGCAAGACGGAUCACCUCGAGAGCUCUCUCUUCUUAUCCAAGGCUAACAGCACCAGUACAGGCCAGCUCGACAAGCUGGUGUCUCCAGGUCUCCCGGCUCUAACCCCUGAAUCAGAGGAGGAGCGCUCCCUUCCUCCCCAGAGGGUCAGCACCUUCCGUCCGCGCCCAUACAGCAUGGCCGACAGCAACAAGGUCAGAAACAUGAAACCUUUGGGAGAAAGUCAAAGGUCACGGUCUUUGCCCAACUGAGUCUCAAUAUCACCGCAGAAUUGGUCUGUCCACCACCCUCCCCAACCAGGGCCAAUCCAUUUGCCCAUGUCCGACUUAGAAGAACUGUCACCAACGAUCGCUCUGCUCCCAUCAUUGAGUAAGAGUUUUAUUCCUACAGAAGAAGCCAUUCUGUUCUCUGUGGUUUGACAAAAAACAGUUCUUUGGUUCAUUUGGAUUAUUUACUUUGGAUGUUCAUUUUUGCAAAUUAAUUAAAUACAGAUUGUUUUAUUUUGUAUGCAGGAAUAUAAUUGUUUUAAAUCAAAGUAUAUAAGGUUGAUAUCAGUGGUGUAGUCUACGUGAUAUGCAGGUACACGCAGCGUACUGACUAAGAAAGCUUCAGGAUUUUCAUAUACUCACUUAAAAAUGCGCAAUGACAUACUUUUCAUUAUAUUUGUGACAUAUUUUGAAUGUUGUGUUUUAUUUUCUUUGCAUAGACUUAGCCUUUAACAAAAAAUAAA